Messenger RNA from Drosophila teissieri, 1253 nucleotides. Its product is annotated as thymidylate synthase. Gene Ontology annotation, cellular component: mitochondrion; cytosol. The coding region runs from base 81 to 1046 and encodes 321 amino acids. Gene Ontology annotation, molecular function: thymidylate synthase activity. The transcript has a single exon. NCBI's taxonomy places the organism in Eukaryota, Metazoa, Arthropoda, Insecta, Diptera, Drosophilidae. The record is from RefSeq and is a predicted model, not a curated record. Gene Ontology annotation, biological process: dTMP biosynthetic process.
UCGACCAAAGCAACAAUAAAUUCCCGCCAAUUAUCGAGCCAUUGCAUUCUUUUUUGCGGGAAAUUAUCAAUUUUUUAGAUAUGGUUGCAACGCCAAAAAAACAUGAUCCCGAACAGGAGGCCGACCUGUCGCCGGUUGAUAAAAAGGAGCCACCAAUUGAGCAGCAUGCGCCUGUCAAUCGCGAUGAGAUGCAGUACCUGGAUCUUCUAAGGCAGAUCAUCGCCAAUGGAGAGCAGCGAAUGGACCGCACGGAGGUGGGCACGCUGUCCUUGUUCGGCAGUCAGAUGCGCUUCGACAUGCGGCAGUCCUUUCCACUGCUGACCACCAAGCGUGUCUUCUUCCGCGCGGUGGCCGAGGAGCUGCUGUGGUUCGUGUCGGGCAAGACGGACGCCAAGUUGCUGCAGGCGAAGAACGUGCACAUCUGGGACGGGAACAGCACCAGAGAGUUCCUGGACAAGCUGGGGUUCACGGACCGCGCCGUUGGCGAUCUGGGACCGGUGUACGGCUUCCAGUGGCGGCAUUUCGGGGCGGAGUACGCCACCUGCGAAGACGACUACAGCGGCAAGGGAAUCGACCAGCUGCGCCAGGUGAUCGACACCAUCAAGAAUAACCCCUCAGAUCGGCGCAUCAUCAUGUCGGCUUGGAAUCCGCUGGACAUCCCAAAGAUGGCCCUGCCGCCGUGUCACUGCCUGGCGCAGUUUUACGUCUCCCAGACGCGCGGUGAGCUGUCGUGCCAGCUCUACCAGAGGAGCGCCGAUAUGGGCCUGGGCGUACCCUUCAACAUCGCCUCCUACGCCCUGCUCACCCACAUGAUCGCCCAUGUGACGGGUCUGAAGCCGGGCGACUUUGUCCACACCAUGGGCGACACGCACGUCUACCUAAACCAUGUCGAGCCGCUGAAGGAGCAGCUGCAGCGCACACCGCGACCCUUUCCCAAGCUGAUCAUUAAGCGUCAGGUGCAGGACAUCGAGGAUUUCCGCUUCGAGGACUUUGAGAUAGUCGACUACAAUCCAUAUCCCAAGAUCAAAAUGGACAUGGCAGUGUAGGCGUCUUUGAAAUCUAAAGUUCUGACUUAGUUGAGCAAACAAAAGCCCCAGCUGAGUAGCAAGUGAUCCCCAAUAUCCUUCUUUUCAGUUUAACGUACGAAAAGAGGGGAUGCUAAAUUCAACAAAAAUUCCUUACCAUAUACAUAUAUAUGUUAUUAUUAUCGAAUAAAAUAAAUAUCACCACUGAAAUAUUUUUUAAACACAUCA